Molecule: messenger RNA, 8162 nt
Organism: Mastomys coucha (southern multimammate mouse)
Lineage: Eukaryota; Metazoa; Chordata; Mammalia; Rodentia; Muridae
Gene: Aff2
Product: AF4/FMR2 family member 2
Exons: 20
Coding region: 1-3927 (1308 amino acids)
Biological process (GO): regulation of RNA splicing
Cellular component (GO): nucleus; nuclear speck
Molecular function (GO): G-quadruplex RNA binding
Source: RefSeq, a predicted model, not a curated record
AUGGAUGAAAUUGCACGAUAUGAACUGUGUUUCAAUAAAAGUAAUAUGCAUGAUAAAAUGAAAGGAAGAAACAGAGGACAUAAGGCUAGAAGAAAAAUAAGGCUAGCAGUUGCCAUGGAUGAGAGGCCAGACAGUCACUAUGAACAAGACCGUAGUACACUUAAAAAAAGAGAAUGGGAACGAAGGAGUCAAGAAGUUCAACAAGAAGAAGAUCUCUUUUCUUCAGGCUUUGAUCUUUUUGGGGAGCCCUACAAGACAAACAAAGGGGAUGCUCUUGCCAACCGAGUCCAGAAUACUCUUGGAAGUUAUGAUGAAAUGAAGGAUCUGCUAUCUAACCAUUCCAGCCAGAACCAUCUGGUGGGCAUCCCAAAGAAUUCUGCGCCCCAAACACCCAGCACCAAAAGUGAAGCAAGUUUUUAUCCAGAACAAAAGAAUAGAAUGAUCCCAUCUCACCAGGAGAAUACCCACUCCUCAACACCGAUGCCUCCACCUUCAGUCGUGAUACUGAAUUCCACUCUAAUACAUAGCAACAGAAAAUCAAAAUCUGAAUGGCCACGAGAUAGUCACAACACUAGCCCUGCACAAGCAAGCCAGACCAACAGUCAACCAAACAAGUUGCAGACAUCUCCACAAGACCCACCUCAAACCCGUCUGGAAGACUUCUUUGUCUACCCAGCUGAGCAACCCCAAAUUGGUACAGUUGAAAAAUCUAACCCAUCUACAAAGGAAGAUAAUAACCCUAAUUCGGGUGGAGAAGAUGCUUUCAAGGAAAUUUUUCAGUCUAAUUCACCAGAAGAAUCUGAAUUUACAGUGCAAGCACCUGGGUCUCCCCUAGUUGCCUCAUCUUUAUUAGCUCCCAGCAGUGGCCUUUCAAUCCCAACAUUCCCACCAGGGCUUUACUGCAAAACAAAUAUGGGACAACAAAAACCAACUGCAUAUGUAAGGCCCAUGGAUGGGCAGGACCAGGCAACUGACAUCUCUCCAACACUGAAGCCUUCCAUUGAAUUUGAGAACAGUUUUGGAAACCUCUCCUUUGGAUCGCUGUUGGAUGGAAAACCUAGUGCAGCCAGUUCAAAGACUAAACUGCCAAAGUUCACAAUCCUGCAAACAAGUGAAGUAAGCCUUCCAAGCGAUCCGAGCUGUGUUGAGGAGAUCUUGAGGGAAUCUCAGCAUCUGACUCAAGGAUUUACCUUACAAAAGUGGAGUGACCCAAGCAGCAGAGCUUCCACAAAGUCAGUACCACUCAAGUCGAUGCUUGAGGACGACUUGAAGCUGAGCAGUGAUGAAGAUGACCUUGAGCCUGUGAAGACCUUGACCACACAGUGCACAGUCAAUGAGCUUUACCAGGCUGUUGAAAAGGCAAAACCUAAGAAUAAUCCUGUAAACUCACUCUUGGCCACACCACAGCCUACACCUGCAGCACAGGCUAAUGUGGGGUCUGGCAGCUCCAGUGAGUCAGAGAGUAGCUCAGAAUCAGACUCAGACACUGAAAGUAGCACCACUGACAGCGAAUCCAAUGAGGCUCCUAGAGUGGCUACUCCAGAGCCUGAGCCACCCUCAACCAACAAAUGGCAGCUAGACAAAUGGCUGAACAAAGUCACAUCCCAGAACAAGUCAUUUAUUUGUGGCCAAAAUGAGACGCCCGCAGAGACCAUUUCUCUGCCUCCUCCAAUAAUACAACCAGUGGAGGUCCAGGUCAAAGUGAAACCAAACCCUACCCAGGCUGUGGCUGUACCCAAAGAAAGGCCUCUCCUUACUCUUAUUAGGGAGAAAGCUCGACCAAGGCCCACGCAGAAAACCCCAGAAACAAAGGCCUUGAAGCAUAAGUUGUCAACAUCAGUUGACACAGUUUCUCAAAGAACAAUUGGAAAGAAACAGCCCAAAAAAGUUGAGAAAAACACCAGCUUUGAGGAGUUUACCUGGCCCAAACCAAAUAUUACCAGCAGCACUCCCAAAGAGAAAGAAAGUGUGGAGCUUCCUGACCCACCACGAAGCCGCAACAAAGCUACUGCCCACAAACCAGUGCCUAGGAAAGAGCCAAGGCCUCAUGUUCCUCUGACCACUGAGAAGAAGAAGUAUAGAGGGCCUGGAAAAAUUGUCCCCAAGUCCCGGGAAUUUAUUGAAACAGAUUCAUCUACAUCUGACUCCAAUACAGACCAGGAAGAGACCCUGCAGAUCAAAGUACUGCCACCUUGCAUUGCUCCUGGAGGUAAUACUUCUAAAUCCAAGGAGACUUCUAAUGCCAGCCUGACACUUAGCACCUUGGCCAAUAGCAACAGCAACAACUUAUCCACCAGGAGUGAGGAGACAGCUGUUUCACCACCUCCUGCCAUGCAAACUGAGAUUUUGUCCCCUCUACGGGAUCAUGAAAACCCAAAAAACCUCUGGGUGAAGAUUGACCUUGACUUACUUUCUAGAGUACCUGGCCAACAUUCAGUCCCAGCAGCACCUGCAAAGACAGACCACAAGGAGACUGCCUCUAAACCCAAGCGUCAAACUGCUGCCGCAGCUGUGGAAAAACCAGCCCCUAAGGGCAAGCGCAAGCACAAGCCAGCAGAAGCUGCAGAGAAAAUCCCUGAGAAGAAGCAACGCCUGGAGGACAACACUACUCUCUGCCUGCUUCCUCCUUGCAUCUCACCAGCCCCGCCCCACAAGCCUCCCAGCACUAGAGAAAAUUCAUCCAGGAGAGCAAACAGGAAAAAAGAAGAAAAGCUGUUCCCUCCUGCACUUUCCCCACUGGCCGAGGACCCUCCACGUCGUAGAAAUGUCAGUGGCAAUAAUGGGCUCUUCGGUCAGGACAAAAACAUUUCCAUGGCUGGACAAAUCACCUCUACCAAACCUAAAAGAAGUGAAGGCAAAUUCUGUGCUACUUUCAAAGGGAUAGCCAUAAAUGAGGGAGAUGCUCCCAAAAAGGCUGCCUCUGCCACCAUUACUGUCGCCAAUAUGGCUAUUGCCACUGCUACUGCCACUGCCACUGCUCCUGCCAUUGUCACUGCCACUGUCACAGCUACUGCCACCACCACUGCUACAGCUACCACCACAACCACCACCACUACUAUUUCUAGCAUCACCCCUACAAUCACUUCUGGCCUUAUGGAUAGCAGUCACCUGGAGAUGGCAUCCUGGGCAGCCCUGCCCCUCCUGUCCAGCAGUAGCACCAAUGUCCGGAGACCCAAACUCACAUUUGAUGACUCUGUUCACAAUGCUGAUUUUUACAUGCAAGAGGCUAAGAAGCUGAAACACAAAGCUGAUGCACUGUUUGAGAAAUUUGGCAAAGCUGUGAAUUAUGCAGAUGCAGCCUUGUCCUUCACCGAAUGUGGCAAUGCCAUGGAACGUGAUCCUCUGGAAGCAAAGUCCCCAUAUACCAUGUAUUCUGAGACUGUGGAGCUUCUCAGGUAUGCAAUGAGACUGAAGAACUUUGCAAGCCCCUUGGCUUCUGAUGGGGAUAAAAAGCUAGCAGUAUUAUGCUACCGGUGCUUGUCACUUCUCUAUUUGAGGAUGUUUAAACUGAAGAAGGAUCAUGCUAUGAAGUACUCCAGAUCACUGAUGGAAUAUUUUAAGCAAAAUGCUUCAAAAGUUGCUCAGAUACCAUCUCCUUGGGUAGGCAAUGGAAAGAAUACUCCAUCCCCAGUGUCUCUCAACAAUGUCUCACCCAUCAACUCCAUGGGGAAUUGUAACAAUGGCCCUGUCACCAUUCCCCAGCGCAUCCAUCACAUGGCUGCUAGCCAUGUGAAUAUUACCAGUAAUGUGCUUCGGGGCUAUGAACACUGGGAUAUGGCUGACAAACUGACAAGAGACAAUAAAGAAUUCUUUGGAGAUCUGGAUACACUGAUGGGGCCUCUGACCCAGCACAGCAGCAUGACCAAUCUUGUCCGCUAUGUUCGCCAGGGACUGUGUUGGCUGCGCAUCGAUGCUCAUUUGUUGUAGUGGGCACUCUGCCAUCUCUUGCAUCAGCACUCAUCCUUUACCAGUGCUUUGAUGGUCACUGGUGGAACUCCACUCAUUUGGGAAAGUUCUCUUUCAUUAUGUUUGUUUUUAUGCAUUUUUGAUAUCUGUGAAAAACUGAAGUCAUUGUAAGUGGACACUACAACUUGAGAGAAGUGUAUGUUUUAUUUUUUAAUAUUUGAUAUGCAUUUCUCAUAUCUCCUUAUUUUUGUGCUUUAUGGAAUGAAAAUCCCUACAAUAUUGAGUUAAGUCCACAUGAUUCAAAACAAAGAAUGAGAAGCACAUGUGAUGAUGACAGGUCCCUGAGAACUCAAAGAAGCAUCUAACAUGCAUCUGAACAAGGGACCUGCAGAGACCUCCACAGUAGCCAUUCCCCAAACUAGACUCUUGGGUCCAGAAAAAGUUAUAUCUCAGAAUCCACUGUUAAACAAUUUCUGUGGUUCCCACAGACUAAAUCUUCAGAUGAGAACUUCCAUUGUCAGACCCACAGAUUUGAUGUUCUAACCACACAAUAAAAUCAAGGGUAGCAAGCAAAACACAAGCCUAAGUAUUCUACUCUUGAAAUGACACACCACCAGACUCUUUUGUUAACAUCCUGUUCCUGUUUCCUAUACUUUUCUAAUAAUUUAUGGUAAGGAGGAAGAAAAAUACUUAAUUCAAUAAUGUUAUAACAUCAUCUGGCAUAAACAGUUUAAAACUUAAUUCCUUACCUGAGAUUGUCUUUGCACAAAAGUAUCCGUUACAAGAUGCACAUCUUUGUCAUCAAAAUUUCAAACUUAUCUUAGACUUGAGAAACCAGACUGGACUGAAAGCUGUCCUCCCAGAAACCCAUGCCCUGGCCUUAUUUUCAGCCAGUAGGCAAAUCCAUAACUUCAUGUAUUUUGAUAGAUGUGCAUAUAAAAUCUGUAGAAUCAAAAGUCAAGUUAUCACUUCUUAAAAUUUAUUUCCUAGUUUCCUCACUAUCUGGACUUUCCAAAUAUUAUCCACAUUUUCUAUUUUUUAGAUAUUUUUCUUUCAGCUUUCCUCUUUUAUUUCUUUCAAAAGAUCUUGGCUAAAAUACAGUCAUUAGGUUUUUUUUUGUUGUUGUUGUUGUUAAAGUUUAUAUUAGUGUAAGUCAUUUACAUGAAAAUUCCAAAGAAAACACUAAACUCUGUAAGUAAUACCUUAAUUUUUUUUUAUAUACAAUGAAAAUCUUAGGUAGUGCUCCACCCUAGGAUCCUUUGAAAGAUUCUUGAUGUCUGGGAACAGUUCACCUAAUUUGCAAUAUCUCCUUAUGAGUUAUGACUAUCUCUCCUUUUGAUCCUCUACAUUCAUCUUAUAUCCCUAAAAAUCACCCUGUAAAUAUCAUUUUCAGUGUUCAAGCUCACCAGAAAAAUUCUCCAGCUAUAGUAAACACUAUGCAUCCAUUAGUUACUUGUAAUUGCCUGCUGGCAUAUAAUUCUGUAUAACCUUUAAUCUGCUGAGUUAUUGAAUUCUAUUCACUGAGCUAAGACCAGAUAAAUAAUAGAUAUGUACAUGAAAAUUGCAAACUUGUAUGAUUUCUAAAGCAAGUCAUGCAAGUCUGUGACAAAAACUUCAGGCAAUCACUCUGUGUUCUCAUUGUAAAAGUUAGGUACUUCCCUAGUUGCAAAAGAGCAGAUUUGAGUUCUGCUCUUAUCACAUUUGAGUUUAAAGCUAUUUGUGGUAUAAUAAAAUUGUGAAAGUUCCAUUCCAAUGGCUAAAGCCAUGCUGUUUCUACAGCUGAUGGGUGUACCCCAACAGCUGAAGCCCGCACUUUUUAUGCUCCCAAUAUGGUUGAGCUUUAAGCCUACAGUUUCAGCAACAACACUUACAUAUGCACACACACACAUACACACAAAUGAAAUCUAAAUCUUUUCUGUGACUCUUAAAUGAGGAAAAUGAAAAUAUGAAAAACAGAACACCCCAAAUGGGUGUCACAUGAAAAUAAAAUGAGCUGAUGACUUUGCAGUAACUCAAGUUCUCUGUUUUCCAUGGCCUACCAGGAAUCUUUCCUGGCUUAAUAAUAAUGAUGCCUACCAGCUUGACCUGUAAAUUAAACUUACUCCACAAUCCUAGGCCUUCAUGAAUUUACACACAGAUUCUUUUUGAAGUUAAGUCUCCAGGAACUAGAAAUUAGAGUGGUAGGAGCAGUUUUCCAUAGAAACAAGCAUAUUGUCACAUAGAUGAAAGACUUGUUACUCUACUUUCAGUAACUCAUCUUUUCUUCCUAUACAUUACAAGGAGGGAAGAGAAUGCUCUAUCAUGUCUGGUGGCUGAGUAUAAAGUGCCAUGUCAGCAGUAUGAUUAUCAAAUGUGACAGUAGAGCUAUGGACCAUCACUUGAUUAUUUAGUAGUCCUGCUUGCAACAUAGCUUAGAAACAAGUUAAACAUGGAGGAUUACCUUCACAUCCAAGGAGAUGAGGUGUCUUUGGUCUCCUGAUUAAGAUUUAGUACUGUUUUCUAGGCACUCUAGUCAUCAUGCUACAGAUGGUGAUGUGCAUUAUGGAUGUUCAGCUAUCUUCAGGAUUGAAAGAUUGAAGAUGUUGUCAAGAGAAUCUUUUUAGAGUACCAGUUAAGUGGGAGGGAUAUGAGACGUGUGGAUGGUAGUAACAGAUUGUGCCUCUGGAUGUUGGUGGAGGCUUGGUGAGCCACAUCCUGACAAGCCUAUAGAGGUGUGGUGAUGGGCAGAGUAAUAGACAGUCUACCCCCCCCAAGCAAAUACAAGAAACAAUCACAGCCCUACAACAUGACCCAGAUAGGGCCAGCACUAUGCCUUCAUUUAUCACACAAGCUCCAACCACAGAGAGUCUGACAAGUUUGUGUUAUGAUGUUGGCUUGGCUUAGUAUCUUUAAUUAGCUUUGGAUUUUUUAGUGGUUUUGUCAUAUUACUGUCUGAGUUUUGUAGGUAGGAUUAAUUUGAAAAGAGUUUGAUAGUGUGGUCCUUGGGGUAGAAUUUACCUGUAAGCAUGUUGUUAGCCAACCUAUAGACUGUUAAUUACUUAAUAAUCUCAUUGGGAAAAACUAGUAGUUUUAUAUUCAUAUGACAUAAUUGGAGAAAGCAGAAUAGCUUCUGUGGCUUUUUGAAUACAAGGUUGAGAUGUCUGUUUUUUUUAUCCUUUCAUGUAGUGAAAUGAAAAGAUCCAAAUCUUCAGUCAAAAGUAGCAAAAUUAGAUACCAUUGCCUAAAAUGUGUUUUGCUGAGUUUCCAAAUGGAUGGAUGGUUAAAGGCAUUGGAAUUGGUCUGCAUUGGAAAGAUGAUAGUUUAGUUCUACUGUACCUGAAGCUAUCGAAAUUAGAUUUUGUUUUAUUCAAAGUUGGGUCCCAGAGGUUGAAGUUAGAGUUUGAAGUUGAAAUCAUUUUGAAGGCAGACUCGAUUAAGUAGUGAGGGUGAAGCCCUUACUCCCUUCUCAACAGACAUAAGGUCACCUGCAUGAGUUAGCAGGUGGGAGAACCAAACUGGAUCCCUGGGUAGGAGUACUCAGUAAAGCAACACACUGCUUGCUUAGAGAAGCAUCACUAUCCUCAUUGAGAAAAUGGGUGAUUCAGUGCCCCCAAAUUCAAUUCUGUGGGGAAAGUUAUUGAGCCAGUUGUCAGUGUUGUGUUCCAACUGGCAGACUCUAUUCUUUGUCAUCGUUGUUCUUGUUGUUGCUGUUGUUGUUUCGCAUUUCCACUCACACAGCCUUAUUGUCAUAAUUAAACUCUGAUUCAUUUUCUCUUUGGUGUUAGCAAACUCCAAUGACAGAAAUGGCAUCUGUGUAUUGAUAAUCAGCAUUUACCCUGACAGGGGACUAAUCAGUUAGGCUGGUCUCAGACAUUAAUCCCACCAUCUGAUAUUUCCAGCAAAAGAUAAAGUGUUAGUUCCCUUUCCAUUCCCCUCCUCAUGAAUCUAGGAGCCCUCUGUACGAAGAGCAUCACAUUUUCUCUGUAAGCUUUUAACAAAAAGAAAAUUGCAUUGUGGGGAGGGCAGAGGGGGGUGUGGGUGGGGGGUGGAGGGUGGGGAAGCCCUUGGAGGCCAGACUGCAGUUCAUGCCCCAUCCUGCUUCUGACAUAAACUGUUAAAGAAUCAUUCAUAGUGCUCACACCGGGUUAGGGGACGCUGAACUGCUUUUCAGAUCCAUGGUCAAUCAUUACUCUGAGAUUGGAGCUUUGCUGUUUCAUAAACUGUGCAACAAACUGUGUAGACUAAUGGUGUUUAAUAAAAAUCAUUUAAAAUUGCAA